UGUUCCAGCAAACACUUGUUCAGCCGCAUGGUUACAUUUAACUGAAUUUAGUAAUUUUUUACAAGCAGUCAACUCUUAAUUUUCAGUCUACUUUACAAAUUUGAUUUCUGUUUCAUUCAAGCCUACGGUAUUCUUUUUUUAAAAAAUAUAACUUAAAGGGCCCCUUGGAUGGUAUUGAAAUGUGUUCUGUUUUAUAUCUAUAUGGUAUUUGAAUUAUACCUGACCAUUUUUUUCCGAAGUUUUCCGACGUUUUACCUGCGUACGUGAUAUAUGAAAACUGUAUAUACCACACCUUUACGGAAAGUCCCGAGCGAAUUUCCGGAAAAGACCGACCUUGGUUUUCCGGGUGUGACGUCACACGCAGUACAGCUGAUAUAUUUUCAACAUGGCCGCUACUAGUGAAAGUGAAACAGAAUUCUCUGAAAACGAACUUUAUUGUUCUUCACACUCAGUGACAGAUGUUUCGGAGAGCGAUAGUGAGAAUGGUGAUCUUGAGGCUCUUCCUUACCAGUUUGAGCCAGUGAUACCACACAGAAGGGGAGAGCAAAGGCAAAAUGAACCGCACGAUCCAGAACCCGGCGACGAACGACUGUUGAACACGAACUGGUGUUCGUGCAAUCAUUGCAGAAGAAUGCCAACAGUAAUGGAGUGUAGGUGUUGCCAGGAGAUUGAAACAAUUACCAGGAAGAUUGACGACUUCAAUUUGGAAAAGGAGUCAGAUGUGGGCUGUAUUACUGAGCAUCCUGGUUUCAGGCCUGUUUGUCUGGACGAGUUUGUUUUGGAGACAGCGUACUAUCAAUACAGACAGCAGUAUGGUGAACCAGAUGCUAGAAGUAUCAAUGAGAGGAAUAGGUAUGUUGCAUACAGGCAGCUGGCAAGGUGGUGCUGGGGAUUCCUAGGCAAGGAAGUAAGAGUUGUUUUGCCAUCAUGUGCAGUAAAUGUUAUCAGAGACACUUACCCAUCUGAUGUGUACAAGGGAUUUUUGGAGGCGUAAUUGGUAGUUUUCGUGAAGGACUUUAAUUGUAUAAAUCGCUUUAGUUAUCAUAAUGUUUAAAAUGUACAUAUUAUAUAUAGAUACCAGCAUUUCAUUAGCUAGUUUUUCAAUUUUAAUAAAUUAUAAAAGCUUGUAUUUCUUGUGUAUUUCAUUUUUAGUGAGAAAUUUAGGUUUCAAUAAAUUUAUGCACCAUGCAGUUACUCACAUCUUAUUCUCAUUAGUACCUUUUUCAAAUGAAAAAUGUUCUUCUUGAUGAUACAGACGAAGAAUCUCUGUUACAAAUUAUCACAAGUCGGUGUGUCUCAACUUGUUUUAACCUUAUGCUUGAAAUAGUUUAUCAACCCUUAUCCUGCUAAAUUUCUGUAAUGAACUUGUCCAUUUACAAGUUAGAUAUUACCAUUUACAGUCAAGCAGGGUAUUUACAAUAAAUAAUGCCUGAAUAGCGAAUGUUGCAGAUCAUGAUCAGACUGCACGGAUGUGAUCUAUAGUGCAUUUUAUUUGACCUAGUGGGACGGGGUUUGGCAAAGGUACACUACAUAAUUGUGCAUGGUAUGUAGUACAUGUAACCAAAGCCGUGUUGAAUUUUUAUCGUUGGUUAUCGAAGAUUACGGAAUUAACCAAUUCUAUUGCUCUUUGCUAAUUACAAUUAUUUGCAUAAGUUAUUAAAGACCUGCUCCAGUCCUCCCUUUUAACCUUAAAAUGUAUAUGAAAAAGCAUGAAAAUCUCGACUAUGAACAGUGACGACUGUCAAAAUAGUUUAUUUUUUAUAUAAAAUUCUAUAUAAAAUACCUGUGGUUUUGCGUGCUAAAGUGUGGCGCAUGGCUGUUAACUGUUGCCUAUUGUAACCUUAG
This is a messenger RNA of Mercenaria mercenaria, 1845 nucleotides long. Its product is annotated as P2X purinoceptor 7-like. The record is from RefSeq and is a predicted model, not a curated record. Bases 386 to 994 code for a protein of 202 amino acids. Lineage: Eukaryota; Metazoa; Mollusca; Bivalvia; Venerida; Veneridae. The transcript has 3 exons.